Molecule: messenger RNA, 1198 nt
Organism: Bombus pyrosoma
Lineage: Eukaryota; Metazoa; Arthropoda; Insecta; Hymenoptera; Apidae
Product: lymphocyte expansion molecule-like
Exons: 5
Coding region: 1-927 (308 amino acids)
Source: RefSeq, a predicted model, not a curated record
AUGAAAACUAGCUGGAAGAAGGAGUUGGAGUCUGAAGAAUUUUCGAGAACAAUGGGAGAAAGAAUAGAGAAAUAUGCGACACAGAGAUACCUGAUGAAAACAGGACGUGGUCCAGGAACCCACGAAAUACCCCAGUGGCCUGACAUCAUUCUGGACGAAGCUUGCAAGGCUGUUAAAAGAGACGUUGGAUUUGGAACUGUUCCCCUUUUCCAACCUGCUUGGCCAUCGACUACUCCUGGACCAGUUUCAGGGUAUACAAGGAAGUGUCCUUAUUACUACCUGGACAAAAGAAGACGCGAGGGACAGUCUUGCGUGCCAACUUUUGAAUACGAUGGUUUGCGGCCUAGAUUCCGUACUCUAACGAAACCUUGGACGCUGCCAUGCAAUUUGUACGACGUGAGACAUCCAAAAUCUCUUGAAACUUACCUGGAGAAGAUUACUGGAAAAAGAGGACCCUACGAUUUGUUCACAGGACCAAGGGAUGAAAGCACGAUCAAGGGCUAUUUUGCAACUGUGAAGUUGGAGGAUCGUGGAGACUGGCCUAGAUCGUUGCCAGCAGAAAUGGACAAAUUGUUGCAUAAAUCGUAUUAUUUUAAGGGACGUUGGACCACCUGUCCAAGAUUUCCUAAGGUGUCAGGUACAAGAGCGAUGUUGAAAGAUCUAGCAUUAUGUUACAAAGAUCCAAAGGAACCAGGCCCUGGUCAUUACGACCCUAAAUUACUAAGGAAACCAAAGAACACAAAGAAUUAUCCUUUUAAUAUAAACAUUGAAUUUAUCAGGCCAGGUCCAUCAUGGGAAAUGCCUGGCCCAGGAAGGUACAAAGUCAAAGAUAUGCGAACUAUAGAAGGAAACGGAUGGACAUUUCUCUUCAAAAGCAAGGCGCCACGAACAGAUUUUAUUAGAAUCCCUACCUACAAUGCUUUUUAAUUUUUCCUCCCAAUUAUUAAACAAGGGAUUAAAUUCAAUUUAAAGAUAGCUUACUUCAUCUUUGUGAUUUUCUUCCGGCUGAUACGUAACUGGAAGCUUCAAGAUGGAGCCAGUUUCGAUCAUCCUUCCAGGAGGCACGAAAAAUGGUCCAAAUGGAUCUAAUAAACUCACGUCUAUCUUCACGUUUCUAAUUGAAACGAGUAUCAAAUUUUGAAAUCAUUUUUUUAAAUAUUCUCAUAUAUAUCUUAUAACAUUUAUAAAAUUAUUAUUC